GGCCGGGGGUCGACAACCCUGCUAGAAAGCGACAGACGCAAUAUGGUGAACGCGACUACUCGGUUAGGAACGGUCGGAAGAAGAAUUAUUUGUGACACUGUGAUGGAGGAGGUUGUUGGAGGCACCACGAUCAAAGCAGAGCCUGAGAUCGGAGAACCGGAGAAAGUGUACGGGAGGCCUAGGGAAGAGGAGCCUACGGACAAGGUCACUGCUACCAAGAAGAAAUUUAGAUAUCAAAUCCCGAUCCUAAUCAUGCCAGAGAUCGACAGCACCCUUAGCAAAUUACUAGGAACCAUGGUAUCAGUGUCCUUUCAGACCAUGUUGCAAGCAAGCCCCAGACUGCUCAAGGGGCUUAGACAACUACUGACUCGACAGCGAGUGGAGAUAAAUGAAAAUUCGGAGUCACAAGAAGAGGAAAAGGAGGAGGAAGCUCCGCAAGAAGUCGCUAAUCUUCAAAGGAGUCCUGAAGAUUUGAAGGAUUUAGAAAAGGUCUUCGGGGAUAUUCACUUGAGCAUGCCGGACCGCGAAGGCGGGGCAGUCAUGAAGGCUCCAUCUGGGACGAAGCUUAGUUUCCAUGCGUUGCCCUUAGAGAAGUUAAGGGUGCAGAUCGGGACAUAUCAUACAGACGUCCUAGUAGACGGAGGUGCGGAAAUCACACUCAUAAGGAGAGAUUUCGCAAUAAUUACCGGCUGUGUGGUUAACAAGGAAGUAAUGGGGAGCAUCCGAGGGGCUGGUGGCGAGAUCCCGUUUUCAGGAUACGUCACCAAAUGUGCGGUCAAGGCAGGCAUCCGAGAGUCGAUUUUGUCAUUUCAACGGAUGACCAUGUUAGACGAGAUGGACCACGACAUAAUCCACGGGAGGCCAUGGUGCGCCAAUGUAGAAAUGAUAGGGAUGCAUCUGCAUGAUGGCACAUACAUGGUGGACUUAGAGGAUCCAGUAACUGGUCGUGGGGAGCUCCUCCGACUCAUCGGGACCGGAGGGGACCCUCCUAAAGGCAAGUUGGCAACAUGGUCGCCGACAUUUGAAGAUAGCGCUCGGAAGGGGGCUUUUGCGCGAAUGGAAGGUAUGGUCGCCACCGACGCCACGUACUGUGAGACCUGUCUGAUCUGCCAGGAACGGAGCUUGGCUCGCAUCUUCGAGCCACUUAGACCAACACGGGUGUUGGGGCCGGGACACCUGGUUCACCUUGACCUUGCAGUUAUGCCUGUAUCAACGGAUGGAUAUAGGUAUAUCCUGGAUGCGCGGGACAGCUUGAGUGGGUUCGUAGAGGCAGUCCCCAUCAAGAAAAAGACAGGGAAAAACGUAGCAAAUUGGAUAGAGGAUUUCUACCUGAGGCAUCCCUUCGUCAGGAGGUUUAUAGCAGACAAUGGAAUGGAGUUUGUGAACGAAGAAGUAUUGGGAAUGCUUAAAAGGUUCUGUGUACCUAUCAAACUCAUCGAGCCGUAUCACCCGGAGGCCAAUGCACUUGUGGAAAGGGGGCACCGGACCUUAAAGAACACAAUUGCGAAGCUCGCGGCGGGCAAUCUGGGGAGUUGGCCUAGGUAUCUUAAGCAGGUUGUCUUCUCGGAGAACAUGACACCUAAGAGGACAAUGGGACGUAUCUCAGCAGAACUCUGGUACGGAAGAGAGAUCGAUUUUCCCAUGGAAGUCUUGAUACCUACCUAGAACAGGUUAGAUGACGAUCCGCGUAUGACCACGGAAGAAUUAAUUGAGGCGGGAUGUCAACAAGUCCUUAGAAAUGAGAAGG
Messenger RNA from Chara braunii, 1747 nucleotides. The record is from the annotation of a GenBank genome assembly. NCBI's taxonomy places the organism in Eukaryota, Viridiplantae, Streptophyta, Charophyceae, Charales, Characeae.